CCUAAUGAUGGGACUGAUGUAUGGGUAAUUGAUCCUAAUCAUCUGACGUUUGGAAACAAAAUUGCAUCUGGGUCAUAUGGUGACCUCUACAAAGGUACAUAUUGUAGUCAGGAAGUAGCUAUUAAAGUCCUCAAGCCUGAGUGUGUAAAUUCAGAUAUGCAGAGAGAGUUUGCACAGGUCUUUAUAAUGAGAAAAGUUCGACGUAAAAAUGUUGUACAAUUCAUUGGUACCAAGCCUCCAAGCUUGUGCAUUAUAACAGAAUAUAUGCCCGGUGGAAGUGUGUAUGACUUUUUACAUAAACAAAAGGGAGUUUUCAAGCUUCCAUCCUUGAUCAGAGUAGCAAUUGAUGUUUCCAAGGGAAUGGACUACUUGCACAAAAAUAAUAUAAUCCACCGAGAUUUGAAGGCUGCUAAUCUUUUGAUGGAUGAAAAUGAGGUUGUUAAGGUUGCUGACUUUGGGGUUGCUAGAGUAAAAACUCAAUCUGGAGUUAUGACUGCAGAAACUGGAACAUAUCGGUGGAUGGCUCCUGAGGUUAUAGAACAUAAGCCUUAUGAUCACAAGGCUGAUGUUUUUAGCUUCGUAAUUGUGUUAUGGGAGCUACUAACUGGAAAGCUUCCAUAUGAAUACUUAACCCCAUUGCAAGCAGUUGUAGGGGUGGUUCAGAAGGGUCUACGGCCUAUUAUCCCAAAGCACACUCAUCCAAAGCUUGCUGAGCUGCUUGAGAAAUGCUGGCAGCAAGAUCCAGCAUUAAGAUCAGACUUCUCUGAAAUUAUAGAGAUCCUGCAACAAACGGCAAAGGAGUUAAGUUCUUGUAAUGAAUGCAUGACAAUGCUCACGGAACAGGUUGGAGACAAGGGAGAGGGAAGGCACAAGGAGAAGUCAUCUGGAGGGUUCCUGUCUGUUCUUAGAAGGGGUCAUCACUAAUGAAGACUGAUAAUAAUUCAGUUAACAUGGACGGUAGGAUUUAUCAUGCAGACCAUUUGUCAUUCUUUACAUCAGUAUGUACAGUAUAUUGUUCAAAUGAUCAUCUUUUUCUGAUCCUUUCUGAUAUGUUUACUUCUAUCCAUUCUAUUAACCGGCCAUUCCCUUAUAGAUAUUGUUAUACCAUAUAUCAAUUUAUAAGCAGGGGUAAUGGUUUGGAGGUGAGUAGUUGUAACCAUUUACAGGUCUUCUGCGGCUUUUUAAUAAGAAAUUACUGAUGGGAAUUUUUCUUUCA
Molecule: messenger RNA, 1216 nt
Organism: Quercus lobata
Lineage: Eukaryota; Viridiplantae; Streptophyta; Magnoliopsida; Fagales; Fagaceae
Product: serine/threonine-protein kinase STY46-like
Exons: 8
Coding region: 157-924 (255 amino acids)
Biological process (GO): protein phosphorylation
Molecular function (GO): ATP binding; protein serine/threonine kinase activity
Source: RefSeq, a predicted model, not a curated record